This is a messenger RNA of Penicillium robsamsonii, 321 nucleotides long. RefSeq lists its product as uncharacterized. The transcript has 2 exons. The record is from RefSeq and is a predicted model, not a curated record. NCBI's taxonomy places the organism in Eukaryota, Fungi, Ascomycota, Eurotiomycetes, Eurotiales, Aspergillaceae. Bases 1 to 321 code for a protein of 106 amino acids.
AUGUCCCUGACGCGCCCAAUUACCCAGCAAACGAAUGGACCAUUGAAUCUUGAGCUUGGACACAUCAAUGACGGGAUCUGCUCCGUCGACACAGCCAUCAUCACCAGCGCGAAUGAAAUUGCCCAGGGCACUAGGCUAUCGAUUCAAUCCCCGAAGCUUUAUUUUGCUCAUUCCUUCUUUGUCGCCCACCAGGCAAUCCGUGGCGAGGACGCAACUGGAUCCCGGUAUCCCAUACCGGGCCGUGUUCCCAUCGUUGUCACCAAUAUAAAUAUAGCAUGUGCUACAAACAAGCUUAGCUGGUAUGGCGGGCCGCUCCUCUGA